AUGUUGUGCAUACUCACCAUAGCUGUUGCUACUUUUGUCAGUUCUGCCGCUCGAUCUGAGGCUGCAUGUCCUAAUUUAAAUCUGGGCAAAUGUGGCGACGCCUCUAGUCCUGAGUGCUGCUCUGAAGGAAAUUUCUGCAUGCCAUGGACGCCCAGCAAUUAUCAAUGCGUUUCUCUGCCUUCACAGUGCUCACGCCAGUUCACAGGUUAUGACUUUUAUGGCGGCGACAUCAAGACGGUGUACGGAGUGCAGCCUGGCGACUGUUGUGCUUCGUGCUUGUCAACCAGUGGGUGCUUGGCUUACACUUUCAUCAAUGAGUAUCAUGGCACGACAGCUUGCUACUUAAAAGCCGGAAUGGGAAAGCCAAAGAAGGUUGUUGGCAUCGUCUCGGCUGUCAUCGACAGCUACACAAGUGACCAAGACCACACACCGAAGCACAGUUUACAAGGGGCUGAGUCCCUAGAGCUUCUUUCUGUUUGA
This is a messenger RNA of Plasmopara halstedii, 480 nucleotides long. Its product is annotated as PAN-1 domain. The transcript has a single exon. The coding region runs from base 1 to 480 and encodes 159 amino acids. Gene Ontology annotation, biological process: proteolysis. Gene Ontology annotation, molecular function: protein binding. Gene Ontology annotation, cellular component: extracellular region. Lineage: Eukaryota; Oomycota; Peronosporomycetes; Peronosporales; Peronosporaceae. The record is from RefSeq and is a predicted model, not a curated record.